CCCCUCUUCCUUUCUUCCUCCUUCUUCCCUCUUUGUUCUUACACUCUCAGACGGCUCAAGCCAACAUCACUGCUCACACAUCACUGCAAGAGCUGUGCUUGAGCAGUCGAAGUAGCCAUGGACCACGUCGGGGACGCAGAGAAGGCGAUGCCGUGGGCGGCCGGUCCCGCUGGCGGAAACUCGGCCGCCGCUGCCAUGCGCCUCAAGAUGCGCGCCUUCACAAAAGACCGUUUCGCCAAGCGCGUCAAGCUCGUCGGCCUCGCCUGCCUCGUCUUCAUUGUCUACGCUCAGUGGACGCAGAUCACCACCCCCUCGACAGACAAGGUGCUGCCCUCCGCGCACUUGUCCGCCUCAAAGCUCCAGCAAGACCUCCUGGUCUGCUCCAAGCUCCGCUCCAAGCCCGCCGACCCGGUUGGUCUCGGCCGCGAGAAGAAUGCUCGCUACAUCGAUGGCCACCGCCCCACGCUCAUCAAGAACGCCACCGUCUGGACGGGCGAGCCCAAGGCUGGCACCUCGCCCGAGGAUGCACGCAAGGGCAAGGGCUACGAAUGGAUCACCGCCGAUGUGCUGCUUGAGCACGGCCUGAUCAAGCGAGUCGGAGCCAUUGGCAAGAGCUCGGUCUCGCCAGACACGCUUGUCUUCGAUGCCGAGGGCCGGCAACUCACCACGGGCAUCAUUGACAUGCACAGCCAUGGCGGUGUCGAUAACCAGCCUGAGCUUUGGGGCCCCGAGGACACCAAUGAGAUGAGCUCAGACAUCACCCCUUAUGUGCGCUCCAUUGACGGUCUUGAUCCGCUCGAUUACCAGCUUCAGGUCAUCAAGUCUGGUGGUGUCACCACUAGCUUGGUCCUCCCCGGCUCCGGCAAUAACAUUGGCGGAGAGGCCUUUGUGAUCAAACACGCCGUUGGCAAGGAGGACGGCCGCAACGAGACGUCAGCCACAGACAUGUUGGCCGACCCGGAUCGGAACUGGCGUUACAUCAAGAUGGCAUGCGGCGAGAACCCGAAGCGCGUAUAUGGCAAGGUUGGCGAGCGCGGCCCCGUCACGCGGAUGGGCGAGUCGUGGGAGUUCCGCCACGCGUUCGAGCAGGCCGCGCAGCUCGUGCGAGAGCAGGACGACUGGUGCGAGGCUGCUGACAAGUUUGGCGUCGAGCAGAUGUCCUCUUAUCUGCCGCAGGAUCUCAAGUGGGAGACGCUGGGCGCUGUACUGCGAGGACAAGUCCACGUCAACACGCACUGCUACACGAUCCCCGAUCUUGAGGCGUUUGUGGACCACACCAACGAGUUCAAGUUUGCUGUUCGGGCUUUCCACCACGCCCAUCAGACUUACCUCGUGCCGGAGAUCCUGAAGCGUGCUUGGGGCAGCUCCCCACCGGCAUCGGCCCUCUUCGCCGACAACAUGUUUUACAAGGCCGAGGCGUAUAUUGGUUCCGAGUACGCCGGCAAGAUUUUGUACGAGAACGGGCUGACGCCCAUCUACGUCAGUGACAAUCCGGUGCUCAACGCCCAACACGUCGUGUUUGAGGCGGCCAAGGCUUUCGGCUAUGGGCUUCCGUAUCAUGCGGCGCUUGCGUCGGUCACUACUGCCCCCGCUGAGCGUCUUGGGCUGGGUCAACGGCUUGGCAAGGUCAAGCCUGGAUUUGAUGCGGACAUUGUCGUUUGGGAUAGCGACCCGCUCAGCGUUGGUGCAACUCCCGUGCAGGUCUGGAUUGAUGGCACCCCUCAGUUUGAGGAUGGCUUCAAGCUUGAGAAGCCACACUCUGACCCUCUCGGACCGGAUGCGGCUGCCCCGGUUACUGUGGAGGAGUCGAAGUCAGUACGCGACAUUAUCUUCUACGGGGUGCAAAAGUCUUUCUUGGACAGCAGCGAGAAUGAACCUACCAGCCUUGAGGGCUCCGUCGUCAUCGUCCGCGGUGGCAAGAUCAUCUGCACAGGCACGUGCUCGGCAGAGCUCGCCUCGGCCACCAACAACAAAGAUGUCACGGAGGUCCACCUCAAGAACGGUCACAUCACCAAGCCUUUCACGGCGUUCGGUUCCGCCAUUGGCCUCAACGCCAUCGAUGCUGAGAAGGACACAGACAACGGCGGCGACUCUGGGACCUUCUCCCGCGCAGUCGAUGGGCUUGCUCUGGGCACCAAGAAGCUGCACUAUGCGCACAAGUAUGGCGUGACGCGCGCCAUCUCUGCGCCGCGGUACACCUCGCUGGGCACGCACCAGGGCACGAGCGUUGGGUUCCGCACAUCUGCGCGGACCAGCAUCGACGAGGGUGCGGUCUUCGCCGAGGAUGCCGCCGUGCACUACACGCUCGACCACACAGCCAAGAGCGGGAGCAAGAGCAUCUCACACGCAGUCGACACGCUGCGUCACAAGCUCUUGCAGGCUGCCAAACCUAGCACUGACGAGGACAAGGAAGACCCAUUCAGCGAGGUGGCGUACCUACGCAAGGUCGUCCGGGGAGAGGCGACGCUCGCGCUCACGGUGCACAGCGCCGAUGGCAUCGCAAACGUCCUCAAACUCAAGGACACCGUGGACAAGGCCGUCAGCACUAGCCCAGCCUCCACCUCCUCCUUCUCCUCCUCUGCUCGUAGCAAGGAUGGCGUCAGCAUUACCAUCAUUGGUGGCGCAGAAGCGCACCUGCUGGCCAAGGAGCUCGCCGCGGCAAAGGUAGGCGUUGUCCUGGCACCGCUUAACUCGUACCGCUCCACGUGGGACCAGCGGCGGGCCCUCGUCGGCGCGCCGCUGAACAACGGGACCGCCGUGGAGAAGCUCGUGGCCGCGGGCGUCACGACGGCCAUCGGGCUCGAGGAGGACUGGCUCGUGCGGGACAUGGCCUUGCUGGCGGGCAUUGCAGCGCGCAACAGCGGCGGGAUCAUUGGCGAGCGGGAGGCUCUGGAGCUCGUUGGCGGUAACGUCUACAAGAUGCUGGGUCUUGCCGAGAAGGGAGAGGUGGAAAAGGACGAGUUUGUCGUGUUUGAGGGCAACCCGCUGGAGAUUGGUGCGAGAGUGCGGGCAGUGGCUGGCGGGAUGGGGAGUGUGGACGUGUACGAUGAGGUUGUCUGAUGUCGCUAUGCUGCAGAAGGCACUCGUGGCCGUCACAUCAUGUAGCGACUGAGGGUGCGCUACGAAGCGUCUCAAAUUCAGACUUUAAACUUAUGAGUUGUCUGUCUCUUGGUUCAGCCACUAUGUUCUGCUUUGGCCUUGCCUAGUGUAUUCGUAUUCCGCGUUGUGCAUGGCUCGGGUACACUGUCUGCACGAACUUGCACGUAUUUCCAAGCAGACUACAGGAGACGCACGACGGCCAGUGGUGACAUGGUCGAGCAGGGUCUCAUCGGCUCGUCGUCGAACGUCUGUCAAGCAUGGCGAGACACUCUCGAACGCGCUGAGCCGCAGACGAUACCAUGGCCGUUUGGUUGUGCACUAUCAAUUGGACAGCGGGAUAGACACUAACAAUCAGUUGGGACGCACGCAUUGCUUAGAAAUCCAAAGC
Molecule: messenger RNA, 3487 nt
Organism: Microdochium trichocladiopsis
Lineage: Eukaryota; Fungi; Ascomycota; Sordariomycetes; Xylariales; Microdochiaceae
Exons: 1
Coding region: 118-3060 (980 amino acids)
Biological process (GO): N-acetylglucosamine catabolic process
Molecular function (GO): N-acetylglucosamine-6-phosphate deacetylase activity
Source: RefSeq, a predicted model, not a curated record